CUCCCUCGGCCAGGCGCCCAUGGCCUUUCUAAGGUGACGCUGCCCGCUCGGACUAGCUCCGGCGGGCCGAGGCAACACCUAUGAACCCUUCGGCGACCUUCCCCGCCCGGCGCCAGAACAUCGGGUCCAAAGUUGAGACUUCCACUAUUGAGAGACAACGAAAGGAGCUGCAGCUGCUCAUUGGAGAAUUAAAAGACCGAGAUAAGGAGCUCAAUGACAUGGUUGCAGUGCAUCAGAGACAACUUCUCGCAUGGGAGGAGGAUCGGCAGAAAGUGCUGACUUUGGAAGAACGCUGCAGCAAAUUAGAAGAGGACCUAAAUGAAAAGACAACAGAAAAUAAUGACCAACGAGAAGAGAUCAUUCGCCUCAAGCAAGAGAAGAGUUGCCUGCAUGACGAAUUGGUUUUUACUGCAGAGAGAGAAAAGAGGAAAGAUGAGUUGCUUGAUAUUGCAAAGUCAAAGCAGGAACGUACAAAUUCAGAGCUGCACAACCUGAGACAGAUUUAUGUAAAACAACAAAGUGAUCUGCAAUUUCUUAAUUUCAAUGUGGAAAAUUCUCAUGAAUUGAUACAAAUAUAUGAUGCAAAGAUGGAGGACUCAAAGACCCUGGAAUCCAGCAAAGACAUGUGUUUGUCAGACCUUGAAAAUAGCCACCCAAAAGUCGAUGUUAAGAGGGAGAAAAAUCCGCAAUUACUGGUUAAGGAUCAAAAGUUUGAGGUCACAUUGGCGCAGCAAAAUAGGACAGACAAGAGCUCUUGUGUUAUAUGCAAAGAGAAGAUACUACAGGAUAAUAAUGCAUUUGGGGAAAAAAGUGUAACCACUUUCUCAUCUCUGUGUAAUAAAGACUUAACGGAGAAACAAAAGUGUUGGUCUCUGGGUGGAAAAAUCCAGACUGAACCCAAAAAUAAAAUUACACUCUGCAAUAUCCAUACAAAAUCACCAAAAGAUAAUGGAGUUGAGCUUCAGAAGGAAGAGAAGCAGCUCUUAGAAAUAUCCUUGUCCGAUGAAAAGCAAUGGCAUGAUAUCAAUGUUUACCUGGGCCUGGACAACUGUUCUGGCUCCAAACAGCCAGGAAAGCUGGGCAUGGAAUGUCAUCAUCAAAUGGAAAGGUCUGAAACCUCAUGUUGUCCAAAAAAUGAAAGCUGUCUGACUGACAGUGACCUAUAUGACUCUAAUUGUUGUCACCCAAGUAACCUCAUCAUUGAAGCCCCAGGCCACAUGUCUGAUGUGGAGUGGAUGAACAUUUUCAAGCCUGCCAAAGUGCAAAGGAUUGUUCGCCAUAAAACUAUGUGCACUUGUUCAGGAAGCCUCAAUGGAGCAAAAUACAAAUCCUCAGCAAGUGAGUUCAUCACCACUCAGCUUUCCCACUGCUUGGGAUCUUCAGACUCUGUGGUAAGAGAAGAUGAGAGAGAGGCCCCUCCUGAGAAAAAGGACUCACCCAAGGAUGCGUUAAUCAGCAAAGAUGCAGUAGUAGCCAACAAACAGGUUUGCAUUUUGCUUCAUAGUCAAGAUGACGUCUCGCCUACCAGUAAGCUCCAGCACUUGCUGGCGGAGUCCCGGCAGAUGGUCACAGAUCUGGAGCUGAGCACACUGCUGCCUAUUAGCUGUGAGAAACUCAGCAGCCGCAGCGACAGGAGUGUGCGUUCCCUUCCUUUGGACUCUAGUGGUGGGGUCUCAGUACACCACUGA
Messenger RNA from Jaculus jaculus (lesser Egyptian jerboa), 1688 nucleotides. It is a transcript of the gene Ccdc62, whose product is annotated as coiled-coil domain containing 62. Bases 81 to 1688 code for a protein of 535 amino acids. The transcript is spliced from 9 exons. The record is from RefSeq and is a predicted model, not a curated record. NCBI's taxonomy places the organism in Eukaryota, Metazoa, Chordata, Mammalia, Rodentia, Dipodidae.